AUGAAGGAAGCGAGCAAUUUGAGCGAGAAGACGAAGGAAUUGAAUCGACAACUAUUCAAGAUAUUAAUUCUACAGACAUUAAUUCCUCUGUCGACAUUACUAAUACCUGCUGGUGUCAUUUUUGUUUUGCCGAUCUUCUCGAUCGGAAUCGGCGAAUACGCGAAUGUCCCAUCGAUCGGCGCCGCCAUUUAUCCAGCCAUUGACGCAAUGAUUCCGAUUGCCAUGAUUCGCGACUAUCGUCAAGCUGUUCUCUGUAACAGGUCAACUCGUGGCGGCCGGGUUUCGCAUAAUAAGUCCACCACAAUUCUCAAUCAGUUCGCGUCAUCUGUGAAUUAG
Messenger RNA from Caenorhabditis bovis, 336 nucleotides. The record is from the annotation of a GenBank genome assembly. Lineage: Eukaryota; Metazoa; Nematoda; Chromadorea; Rhabditida; Rhabditidae.